Messenger RNA from Drosophila albomicans, 1239 nucleotides. RefSeq lists its product as uncharacterized. The record is from RefSeq and is a predicted model, not a curated record. NCBI's taxonomy places the organism in Eukaryota, Metazoa, Arthropoda, Insecta, Diptera, Drosophilidae. The transcript has 4 exons. Bases 105 to 1208 code for a protein of 367 amino acids.
AAAAACGUCGAGGUCCUGCUCUGCAAUCUUCUUUGAUAGAACCCGAACCAUUAAACUGCCGAGUCCCAAACGCUUUUGGGAUGGCAUAACUUGCAGUAGACCCAAUGAACCCAACGGCAAUCUAUGUGAGCCCCCUUGUGGCCGAAGCGGUGCGGUUGACCACCGAGGAUGGCGCACUAAAAGUGUUUGCCGACGCCAAAAAAAUUAAGACUGAACCAGAUGAAGAAAAUACAAUCCCAAGAUGCCAGGAGGAUCAGUUUAAGGAACAAUUUCGCAUGGAGCGAAGCAGCUUUGAGAUACUUUUACGCGUUGUGGGCAAAGCAAUUGCAGGAGCAGAGCAUCUGCAGCCCAUUGGACAGAUGUGUCUGCCAGAGAAGCUAUUGUAUACGUUAACACUUCUCAGUGGCAACAGGUCGUUCCGCGAAGUUGGUGAGACUUUUGCCAUAUCAAAGAGUUCCGGCCAUGAGAUCUUUAAGUGGGUAACUGCUGCCUUUGCUGCCCUUCUGCCACGUUAUGUAAAGUGGCCAGAUAAGGAUGUUGCCUGUACAACUGAGCGCAUUGACAUUCUGCCAGACGUCGUCGGUGUCAUAGAUGAGUGCCGCAUUCCGCUAAAGCUGUUGGUAAAAGAGGAAGAGGGUCAGCGUCACAUUGUGGCAUUGGCACUGCAGGCUGUAUGUGAUGAGCACAGUCGAUUUCUAGACAUCCAUAUUGAUGUGCCAGACCUGCAGUGUAUUUUGCUAAAGAGUGAACUCUUCGAGCGACUAAUUGACACUGUAGAACCGCUGAUGCCGCCACACAAGCAUCUCGUAGGCGAAACGAUGUAUCCACUGUUGCUCAAUCUGAUGACACCGUUCACGGAGAAAAAUCGAAAGUUGGGUCCUUGUCAUAUGCGCUUUAAUCAGGCUAUUCGUUCGUGGAAUGCGCCUGCGGAAAGAGCGUUUGCUGCUUUAAUUUCGCGCUUUAGACGUUUGGAAUCGCUCGAGAUCGCUACGCUGGAGCUUGCCACAACUGUUGUUUCGGCCACCUGCAUGCUGCACAAUUUUAUUUUAGAGUGCGGCGAGCCAAUUGAUGGUGUAUUGGACUUUGAUACAGUGCCGGAGAGACCUAAAAGCGUGGUGUUUGGAGCGCAUGGACUGGUCAAUUGGGAUUUUACUGCAGCAGCUGAAAGGAAACGAGAUAAUCUUGUCGCAGGUUUUAUGCAUGCUUAGUGUAUUAUGUAAAUAAAUGCCAUAAUUUAAA